Molecule: messenger RNA, 3173 nt
Organism: Elaeis guineensis (African oil palm)
Lineage: Eukaryota; Viridiplantae; Streptophyta; Magnoliopsida; Arecales; Arecaceae
Biological process (GO): peptidyl-lysine monomethylation
Cellular component (GO): nucleus
Molecular function (GO): protein binding; protein-lysine N-methyltransferase activity
Source: RefSeq, a predicted model, not a curated record
AUCUUGCCCUGCCGAAAAGAAGCCGGUUCUUCUAUCGCGCCGCCUCCGCCGGCGGUCCUCCUUCUCUGCCUCUCCAAUGACCCGGCGAUUGAGGGCAUUCAAGCGAUGGAUGAGGUCCCAGGGGAUCGACUGGAGCGACGCCUUGGAGCUCGCCGAUUCCGCCGUCGAGGGCGUCUCCGUUUGGGCCUUCUGCGACCUGAGAGAGGGGGACCUCGUGGUCACUAUACCCAAGCUUGCUUGCCUCACCAUCCGUACCUCCAAGGCGCGCGACAUGAUCGAGGGCGCCGGCCUCGCGGGCUGCCUCGGCCUCGCCGUGGCACUUAUGUACGAGAGGAGCCUGGGGCCGGAAUCGCCGUGGCAUGGAUACCUCCAGCUGCUGCCGGAGAGGGAGUGCGUGCCUCUCGUCUGGAGCUUGGAGGAGGUCGAUUCCCUUCUCGUUGGAACGGAGCUCCACAAGGCAGAUAGUAAAGCAAGACAAGUGUUUUUUAUAUGAGGACUGGAAAGAAUCUAUUGAGCCCCUGAUUCUAUCGCGUCCUUUAAAGCUUGAUCCGGAUAGUUUUGGUGUUGAGCAAUAUUUUUCUGCCAAGAGUCUUGUCUCCUCAAGAUCCUUUGAGAUAGAUGGUUAUCAUGGCUUUGGAAUGGUGCCUUUAGCUGAUCUCUUCAAUCACAAGACUGGAGCUGAGAAUGUUCACUUUACAUCGAUAUCGUCUCGCUCUAGCUCAGACGAUGAAGGCGAUGGGGGAAUUUGUGAUGAAUCUGCUGAUGAUAAGUUAUCAGAUGUGGAUUUAAGUACUAGAUCUUCAGGGGAGGAUCCUACAGUCUUAGAAAUGAUUAUUGUGAGACAUGUUGAGGCAGGGUCAGAGGUUUUCAAUACGUAUGGCUCUAUGGGUAAUGCUGCCCUUCUUCACAGAUAUGGAUUUACAGAACCUGAUAACCCAUAUGACAUUGUUAACAUUGAUCUAGACUUGGUCAUUAAAUGGUGCUCCUCCUCAUUCUCUAAUCGCUAUGCUAGAGCAAGGCUAUCUUUGUGGAGGCAACUAAAGUAUUCAGGUUGCACCAGCCAGAACUCUGAAUACUUUGAAAUUUCAUUUAAUGGGGAACCACAGAUAGAGCUUUUAGUUCUUCUCUACAUCAUUUUCUUAGCAGAGGAUGCUUAUGAGAAACUGAGAUAUUUAAUAGAUUCUUUUGAGGGUGUUGAUGAAUCUUCGAACAUCACUAAUUUGAUUAAGAUCACAAAAAGCAAAUGCGGUGAAACACCAGGGAACAUUUCAUGUCAUGAAGCACCAGAGGAUGUCAAGGAGUUAAUGCUGACAGAGAAUGUUUGUUCUUCACUGAUACCACUAGCUGAUAUGAGAGAGAGCCUCUAUGGUUCAGCUUCCUUGGAGGAUGAUAAAAACAGGUUGAGGAGUUGCUGUCAUGUAAAGGAGAGGAAGUUGUAUCACUCACUGGUGUUGCGGGUGAGUGAGAGGACAAUACUUGGAAGGUUAAGGGCAUAUGCUUCCAGUAAUUCUAAAAGGAAGAAAAGAAAAUUGAAAGAGCCAAAAAGCAAGAUAAUAUAGGAAAAGGGCCCAACUGUUCAAGCCUUUCUAUCAUUUGUUGAUCAUUCUUUUGGACAAUGAUGUUUAUUUGACCUUUUGCAAGGCUAAAGGAGACAUGCAUAUAGCUGUUUGUCAACUUCAUCCUUUGGCAAGCAGGGGUUCUCGUUAGCUUUUAUUCUUUUUAUGUGGAAGAGGUAAGCAAACCUGUACUCAGGAAUAUUUUUCAUUGGAGCUACUUGCCUUGUUAUGAUUAUAAAUUUUUCAGUGGAUGAAAGCAGGGAUUCUCUCAAGGGAAAGGGCAUUCUGCUGUCCUGGACAUAGGAAGUCGAAACUAAUUUCUCUCAUUGCUGGUUAAUGGUGAAAGUCAUAUAGCAUCUUAAAAGGAUAUAUUGCACAGCUCAUGGGAGAAGUUUUGAGGAACUUUUCUAAAUUCCUGACUAAGAGAAUACAAGCUGCUCAAAUCUCAUUUCCUAAGAAUAUCAGAAAUUUUAAUUGUCUUUUGGGAUGCCAAGUCAUACUAACAGAAUGAGAAAUAUUUCAUUGGACGGUGCUGGAAAUUGAAGCAGGAACAGCCUGUGGAGAAGUUCUGGAAAACUUCAAUACAAGCUGCAUAAAUAUCCUUUCAUGAGCACAUUAGCAUUCCUUGUUGCUUAAUUGGAUGCCAAGUCACAUUACCAGAGUAAGAAACUAGUAUGGAAAUACUGUAGAAAUUGAACCAGGAGAUUAUUCAUUUGAUGCCCACGAUGGCCUUUACCUGUCUAUUAGCCAGGUUUGACUGUGCUAUGUAUGUGGAAUAAUUGAGCUUAACACAAUGUCUCCAGUUCUGGUUAUGAAACUUUUAUUAGUGGGUAAUCUACAGAAGGGAUAAAGGGCUAGGUGGCAUGCACGCUUAUCAGCUGAGCCUUUGCUGGUAGGAGAGGGGUUUAGCAAAGUAUUUGUAAAGCCAAUGCGCCAAACAUGCACCACUGAAAGUUGAGACUCAUAGCUUGCUAUUCUUUACCAGGCCUUGUCAAUCUUUUGUAGCAUGCCUCGUGUGCUAGAGAAAUUAUAUCCGUGCAUCCUAUGCACGCCGUCAAUCACAGCCGCUCAUGUUUAUGGUCAAGCACAUCUUGGUGCAUCUCAAUAAAUGGUUGUGAUUGGUGGCAUGCACAGACAUGUGAUACAUGCAACAUAGGGUAUAAUUUCUAUAUACAUUGUUACAAUUUUUCUCUCUCAGGCCUUGUAAAUCUUUUGUAGCAUGCCUUUUGUCUAUCCAGGCUCUUAGAUACAAUGAUCUCAUCCGGUUUUUGGAUAAAAUUAAUGUGCUUUGAAAAUUGAGAUUUUUUAGAAGAUAUUGAGUUGUAUGAGAUGUCCAAGCAUGGGAGGAAAAUAGAUAAUUGAAGAUUUUGCAGGGUAUACCAUAUUGAAUUUUGGCAUAUCAUAUGUAAGUGUAUUAUAACGUAGAAGGGUGUUUUGGACAAAUAUGGAAGGUUAAGCAUACAGAUUUUGGCUGAUCAAGAAAUUUUCGUGAUUAUUAUUUCUAGAGAUAAAAGGGAAGAAAAGUAUUAAGGAUUUUUUUUUUGGGUAAGAAAAGUAUUAAGGAAAUGUGAUGUCCAACAUGCUCCAAAAGGAGAAUAUAACCAAGGAUUAGAGGAU